This is a messenger RNA of Linum tenue, 275 nucleotides long. NCBI's taxonomy places the organism in Eukaryota, Viridiplantae, Streptophyta, Magnoliopsida, Malpighiales, Linaceae. The record is from the annotation of a GenBank genome assembly.
GAGGUGUUCUUAUUCUUAGCGAGUGAGCUCAAUGAUACAGUGGUUGAGGCACAACUAAGGACGAGGAAAGUCCCACCUGGGCUUCCACAGGGAGAUGCGAUUGAAUGUUAUCUCAACUCCCACAAUCGAUUGCUCAUACUGUUGAGGCCUCAAGGAAAUCUGAAGUGGACAAAUUGAAAAAGCACUUCAGACUGGAGUUUAUGGAGGAGCAACCCGUGAGGCAUUAGCUAGCCAGGUCUGCUUCACACACAAAAAAAAAAACAAAGAAGAAAAGC